Quercus lobata is the source of this 1666-nucleotide messenger RNA. It is a transcript of the gene PDE247, whose product is annotated as Tetratricopeptide repeat (TPR)-like superfamily protein. Gene Ontology annotation, molecular function: RNA binding; protein binding. The coding region runs from base 104 to 1657 and encodes 517 amino acids. Lineage: Eukaryota; Viridiplantae; Streptophyta; Magnoliopsida; Fagales; Fagaceae. The record is from RefSeq and is a predicted model, not a curated record. The transcript has a single exon. Gene Ontology annotation, biological process: RNA modification.
GAUUGUUUCAUAGGUAUUGCAGCUCCUUUCAUCUCUCUAUCUAGUUCUCUUUCCAUUCGAUCCACUCAUCAAACAAACGGUAUUUUGAAGUUUGAACAACAAAAUGAACGUUACCGCCUACACUAACACAGCCACUCCAACCCAACUCUCUUCUCCUCCGAAGACACCCAAACCACCACUCCCAACCCAACCCUCCUCCUUACCAAACCACCGUCACCGUGUCUCCCUCCCACAGACCAACAGGCCCACCAUUGACCCUGUUGUCUCAUGGACUUCUUCCAUUGCUCGCCACUGCCGAAAUGCCCAACUGCCCGAAGCCGCCGCAGAGUUUCAACGCAUGAGACUAGCUGGGGUCGAACCCAAUCACGUCACUUUCAUUACGCUUCUCUCGGCCUGUGCUGAUUUCCCACUUGAGAGUGUGGUUUUUGGGUCUUCAAUUCAUGCUUAUGUUCGCAAGUUUGGUUUGCUUACAAACAAUGUCAUGGUCGGUACUGCAAUACUCGAUAUGUACGCAAAAUGCAGACGCGUGGAUCUUGCGAGAAUGGUUUUUGAUGAGAUGGGUGUGAAGAAUUCGGUGUCUUGGAAUACUAUGAUUAAUGGGUAUAUGCGGAAUGGGAAAGUUGAGCACGCAAUACAGCUGUUUGAUGAAAUGCCUGAGAGAGAUGCGAUUUCUUGGACUGCUUUGAUUGGUGGGUUUGUUAAGAAAGAUCACUUUGAGCAGGCGUUGCUAUGGUUCCAAGAAAUGCAGCUUGCCAGAGUGGAACCGGAUUAUGUCACCAUUAUUGCAGUACUUUCCGCGUGUGCCAAUUUGGGAACCCUUGGUUUGGGGCUAUGGAUGAAUCGAUUUGUUAUGAAGCAAGACUUUAAGGACAAUAUUAGGAUAAGUAACUCUUUGAUAGACAUGUAUUCCCGAUGUGGAUGUAUCGAAUUUGCUCGUCAAAUCUUUGAGAAAAUGACGAAGCGAACCUUGGUAUCAUGGAAUUCAAUCAUUGUAGGCUUUGCUGUUAACGGUCAUGUAGAAGAAGCUCUGGAGUUCUUCGGUUUAAUGCAGAAGGAAGGGUUCAAGCCGGAUGGGAUCAGCUUCACAGGAGCUCUUACUGCAUGUAGCCAUGCUGGAUUAGUUGAUGAGGGGCUCAAAUUCUUUGAUGAAAUGAAGAGAGUUCAUAGAAUUACCCCUAGAAUAGAGCACUAUGGCUGCAUAGUGGAUCUUUAUAGCCGUGCAGGCAGGUUGGAAGAUGCACUGAAUGUGAUAGAAAACAUGCCAAUGAAGCCAAAUGAAGUUGUGUUGGGGUCAUUGCUGGCUGCUUGUAGGACUCAUGGGAAUGUCAGCUUGGCUGAGAGGUUAAUGAAUUAUCUUUCUGAAUUGGACCCCAGUGGCGAUUCCAAUUAUGUUCUCCUUGCGAAUAUAUAUGCAGCCAUUGGUAGGUGGGAUGGUGCUAGCAAGAUUAGAAGGACAAUGAAGGCCCGUGGAAUACAAAAGAAACCGGGAUCUAGUUCAAUUGAAAUUGAUUGUAGCAUUCACGAAUUUGUGGCUGGCGAUAACUGCCAUGCUGAAACAGAUAGCAUUCAUGCAAUGUUAGAGCUUCUGUCCCUUGAACUGAAACUAUGUGGUUAUGUACCUCAGACCUUUGAAAAUGAAUCUUAUGAAGAUGAUUAAAACACAUUA